AACAACCGCGUCGCUGUGCGUCUAGUCGGCAGGAAGUCGGAGGAGAACGUUGCCAAAUGAGAAAACAGGAUUUCGGGCCAACGGUCCCGUGUCUCAAAUUAGGCGCUUUGAAAACAUCAACAAGAGAGGGACAGGAAAUUGGACGCAAACAAUACGCUUUGAAGACUUUGAUGUCUUUUCAUCUGUUGAACUGUGCUUUGUGCUGUCAUGUGAAAUCCGAGGGAUGGUGACAAUUCAACAUUUUCCCAUCCGCUAAGAAGGACAUUUGAACUGAAGUUUUACAAGCAGUGCGAUUCUCAACGCUUUGAAUCAAAAGCACAUGAAUGGAUCGCUCUCCGCGCCAUCUUACAUAAUAUGCAUGACAUGUGACUUCAGAUUUUUUUGCGCUCCAUUGAAGACGGCCUACCCAUAACCCAAGGCCCCGCCUGACCCCCCGUGCCCCCGUAGUAGACGGCCUUCAAUCAAAUACUGUCUGUCAAAUGAAGGCAACCUAUUAGCCUCCCCCCACUGCCCCCUCUCUUCUUUUUCUUCUUCUUGCCCCCCCCGCCCUUGUUAAGUGGACAUGUGAUCAGAAGUGCUGGCAGCCGCCGCCGCAGGCGUUUGCCCCGCAGUCGGCUCGCCGUGCCUUUGAGGCUCGUCGCUCCACAAGAAACCAAAGAGCUGGCAGACUGGCGACGCGGUGCCUCUGAGGGCCGAGUCACGAGAAUGCAGGGCACCGUGACCGGCAAGGGGCUGGAUCUCUCCAAGCUCACUUACGAUGAGGCUGCACACGUGUGGCAAGUUGUUCAGCGGGAUUUCGACCUGAGGAAGAAAGAGGAAGACAGGCUUGGAGAGCUCAAGACCAAGAUUGAGCAAGAAGACUGUAAAAGAGAGAUGCUGGCCGACUGGGCGAAUUUGACGCAGUCUCACUGCAUUCGCUGUCUGAAAGCUUUCAAGUUCUUGGUGAACAAGAAGCGCCAGUGCCUGGACUGUCAACUGCCCAUCUGCGGCUCCUGCAGCCAUUACAACAAAAAGGAGCACGGCUGGGUGUGCGCUCCUUGUCACAUGGCCAGGGUCCUUAAGAUUGGCAGCCUGGAAUGGUACCACAAGAACAUGCAAAUGCGCUUUAAGCGUUUUGGCAGCGCCAAGGUGAUGCGAUCGCUCUUCAAGAGACUCCGUGGAAAACACGCAUUCUCUUCUGAUGAUGAUGAUGACGACGACGCAAAGCAUCACAAAUACGACACGCAGAGCAACCCUGAAGUCCACACUCUUGGAUGUGAAGACAGUUGUACGGUUUCACAACACUAUAAUCAGAUGAAAAAAAACAGAAGGCGUCUUACCGUCGACCCCAUCGAUUUUGGCUUGCGCUGUGACUAUUUCGCCGAAUCGAGACGAUACUCUCACCAGAUUCCGGCGCCUGAUGAAAUCAUGUUGAUGAAUCUGGGCAGAAGGGAGUCCGACAUGGCUUCUGUUUUCCAACAAUUCUUGAAAGACCAACGCAAAGUUCCGGAUGUUGGGUCUGUUCCUAGCUUGACUCCACAACAAGAUGACCUUGUGUACUCAGACAACCGAACGGUUCAGUCUUGCUGCAUGUCCGGGCUCAGCUACUCUUCUUGUGGCAGCGGGAGUGCCGGGGGACCCCGGGGGGGAGGCAGCAGCUACUUCCUGGGCCCUGAUGAUGAUGAUGAUGAUGAUGAUGACUCAGAGGAGGACGAUGAUCUGAGACGGGCCUUUCCGGUCUACCGUGCUCAUUUGGGACCCCGUGACGAUGUGUCCCAGGAGAGCCUCAACUACCCCAACCAGCCGCCACAGAUCACUGACCUGAACCGACGAAUGUCAGCCAUCGAGAACCUUUUAAGCCGCCUGCAGAUCACUCUGACCUCCUCCCAGGACAUGGAGACUCCUGGUGGCCGAGAGAGCACCUCUCCUCUCUGCGGGUGGGAAGACGUGGACGUGGAGGAGCAUCAACUGAGACGAAAGCUGAUUGCAAUGGCAGGCGACAUAAGCGACCACAGCCUGAGUUCCGACGAGGCGGAGUCCAACCGGUCGCUCUCCUCUCAAGAGAUCUCCGCGGCAGCGUCGAUGACAAGUCGGGAGGCAGACAAAAUGUUGACCAGAGUACCUCGCAGAUCCACUCCCGGAAGAAGCAACUCUCAGAAGAAAGACCGUUCAAUCGAAAGCCUGCAGGAUAAAUGGCAAGGGGAAGGCUCAAAAUCAAGCUUCCAAGGUUCGACGGCUUUACUCUUUGAGCUGGAGGACAAGAUCGCCCAAGCCGCCGCCGACGUGCAGAACGCCCAGACUCAGGUGUCGUACAUUGAGAAUCGGAUUGCCGCUCUCAACUCCGGCGGCAUGCCGGUGGAACAAAGACGAAAGGAAACGUUCGUGAAACAGGACUCACAAGGAGAAGACGAAGUCUGAUGUGAGAUUUUCAUGCAAAGACAAUCAAUCGGACAAUGACUUGUCCUGUUUUGGUUGUUUCUCACGUACAUCUUUACACCAAAAAAUGUUCAGGGAUUAAUGUGACCCGAGUUUGAUCCUGAAACAUUUUUACAUUUCGGUUGGCCCCUCUGUGGACAACAUAUUUGAUACAUUGCAGUAUGUUAACGCCUCAAAAAUGAUAAGAAUGGAAAAAAAUAUAUUUGCUUCUAACUUUUAACCAAUAUAGAAUGCAUUGUACUGACAUUCCUCUUUAUUUUGGGAGUUCCUAUACUCUAUAUGCACUUUAACAUCAAUGUAUGCCAUUUUUAAAGUCACUGAUUUGGAGUCAUUUUAGGUUUUAACAUUCCUUGUCUUUUUGGUCUUGAUAGAAUGAUCAUCAAAUCAUUUUCUCUUCAAUCUAUUUGCGACAGAUGUGACCUAAUAAAGAGCUUCUUCCAUGAU
Molecule: messenger RNA, 2859 nt
Organism: Hippocampus comes (tiger tail seahorse)
Lineage: Eukaryota; Metazoa; Chordata; Actinopteri; Syngnathiformes; Syngnathidae
Product: melanophilin-like
Exons: 14
Coding region: 706-2397 (563 amino acids)
Biological process (GO): intracellular protein transport
Cellular component (GO): cortical actin cytoskeleton
Molecular function (GO): actin binding; myosin binding; small GTPase binding
Source: RefSeq, a predicted model, not a curated record